AUGCCCAAAAAUUGGGCUGUUGACUUCACUGAGUUCAAUGGGAACCUUGAACUGAAGGGCAACAUGAUUGAGCUCCCAGGGCCUGCUCCUGGCUGUCAGAAUGAGUGCACGGCCGGAGGGUGUUCAGGAGAAACAGCAAAGGAUACGACAGAAUCUUUCAAGGCUUCAGACUUGAUUAUCACCCCAGCUACGACGUUCAAGGAAAAACCAGACCCCAGUGGUUUGGUAUUUGGAACUGUGUUCACUGAUAAUAUGCUGACAAUUGAAUGGUCCUUGGCUUCAGGAUGGGAGAGACCCUAUAUCAAGCCACUUGAGAACCUGUCAUUGCAUCCAGCCUCCUCGUCCCUGCAUUAUGCUAUAGAACUGUUUGAAGGAAUGAAGGCUUACCGAGGAGUGGAUGGCAAAAUUCGCCUGUUCCGGCCAACCCUCAACAUGGACAGGAUGGCACGGUCAGCAAAGAGAACAACUCUGCCAACAUUUGACCAGAAUGAGCUGUUAGAGUGCAUCCGGAAGCUUGUGGAAGUAGAGCAGGAGUGGGUCCCAUACUCGACCGCUGCCAGUCUGUAUAUCCGUCCUACCUUAAUUGGAACUGAGCCUUCCCUUGGAGUGAAGAAGCCAACGAAAGCUCUACUGUAUGUCAUCCUGAGCCCUGUGGGCCCUUACUUUGCAAGUGGAAGCUUUAAUCCCAUAUCCUUAUGGGCAGAUCCAAAAUAUGUAAGAGCCUGGAAAGGAGGAACAGGGGACUGCAAAGUGGGAGGGAAUUAUGGUUCUGCUAUUUAUGCCCAGCAAGAAGCCCUGGAGUUUGGCUGCCAGCAGGUUUUGUGGCUCUAUGGAGAAGAUCACCAAAUAACUGAAGUUGGAACAAUGAAUCUGUUUCUCUACUGGAUAAAUGAAGAUGGAGAAGAUGAACUGGCAACCCCACCUUUAGAUGGCAUCAUCCUUCCAGGAGUGACCAGACAAAGCAUUUUGGAUCUGGCACGCAACUGGGGAGAAUUCAAAGUGUCUGAGCGAUACAUCACUAUGAGUGACCUGACAGCUGCCUUGGAAGAGAACAGAGUAAAGGAGAUGUUUGGUGCUGGAACAGCUUGCAUUGUGUGUCCUAUCUCUAAAAUUUUAUAUCAGGGCAAGCAUUUGCACAUUCCAACUAUGGAGAAUGGGCCUCAGUUAACAACUCGUUUCCUGAACAAACUGAGUGAUAUCCAGUAUGGAAGAGAAGACAGUGAUUGGGCAGUGCUGGUGUCAUGAAGGUGGAAGAGUUCAGACCCUCCAGACAGAACAGACACAAAUAACGACAACUUCUGUAGCUGCCAGUGCAUAGCAUAGUUCCAGUAUCAAUUUGCUCCCCAGGAUGAUUGUUUCCACAAUCCAGCAAAUGUGAACACAAUCAUUUUGAUUUCUACUGUAAUCCUGUUGGUAGAAGCCUGUCUUCUUGGUAGAGGUGCUAAAUGUUAGCAAUAGAACUUUCCUAAUGGUUUUCUUAGUGCCUCCUUAUGUACAGUGUGAAAACUUGUAAAAUGCUCUUCAACUGCUCUUCAGUUUGGUUUGUUUACCUGCCAUCACCAGCAGAACAUGUUGUCACAUAACACACCGACGUUGACUGUUAGCUGGCCACAGGGUUCUGUUGACAUUAUUCUGCCUUUUGCUCUGUGUUUGGGAAACAAAUA
Molecule: messenger RNA, 1664 nt
Organism: Acanthisitta chloris (rifleman)
Lineage: Eukaryota; Metazoa; Chordata; Aves; Passeriformes; Acanthisittidae
Gene: BCAT1
Product: branched chain amino-acid transaminase 1, cytosolic
Exons: 11
Coding region: 1-1245 (414 amino acids)
Biological process (GO): L-valine biosynthetic process; L-leucine biosynthetic process
Cellular component (GO): mitochondrion
Molecular function (GO): branched-chain-amino-acid:2-oxoglutarate transaminase activity
Source: RefSeq, a predicted model, not a curated record